Molecule: messenger RNA, 808 nt
Organism: Penaeus monodon (black tiger shrimp)
Lineage: Eukaryota; Metazoa; Arthropoda; Malacostraca; Decapoda; Penaeidae
Product: early nodulin-20-like
Source: RefSeq, a predicted model, not a curated record
CUCCAGGAGCAGCGACGAGGCCGACGGAGGCUGGGGUCCCGGCAAGUCCUUCCUGGAGCAGGUCACGGCUGAGGUCAACAAGUACUUCAAGCCUCCUCCGCCCGGCGAGGUGGUGCAGCACCGGGCACCUGCAGGGCGCUGCCGUGUGCCUCGCGUCGGUCCUCCGCCUGCGGCCCGGAGCCCCGCCCUCCGACGCAGCCCUCGUGUGCCAAUCAUCAAACUUCCUAUUUCAAGUCCUCGGGCGCGUCGGAGUCCGUCCCCCUCGCCGUCCAGCAGGUCGUCGGCCAGCUGUCGCCGCGGCAGGGAGACCACGAGGCUGUCCCCGCUGCCGAGGCUCAGCCGACGCCCCAGCAUCAGCGCCUCGCUCCCCUCUCCCGGCGAAGACUCGAGCUCCGCCGCCGACGAGGACGACUUCGAGGAGGACACGGAGGGAAGCGAAGACAAGGAGAAGUCCGGCGAGGAGAGCGCAGAGGAGGAGACGGAGAGAAGUAGCGAGGACGGCCAAGGGAGCAGGAGUAAGUCGGAGUCCGCGGGGGAGUCCGGAGAGGCCGACAGCGACCACCACGUGUCCUCCAUCCUCCUGCAGCAGCACCCGAGCAUCACUAUAGACGAACCGAGCGACGACGAUUUCUACAACUGAAUCUCGAGCCCAAAACAGACAGACGCAUUUACAUGAUUAUUUUUCAAACAGGUUCAUAUCAGCAUUUACCUUUACUUUCAUAAGUGUCUUCUCUUUAGUCGAGUUGAGGAGGAAAUAAUCACUAUAUUUGUAUGUGGAACUAUUUGAUAAAAUGCUUUUGUAGCAUCA